Messenger RNA from Lecanosticta acicola, 1265 nucleotides. The record is from the annotation of a GenBank genome assembly. NCBI's taxonomy places the organism in Eukaryota, Fungi, Ascomycota, Dothideomycetes, Mycosphaerellales, Mycosphaerellaceae.
AUGGCUGCCUUCGCGUAGACUCCCAGUCGCCCACCAUACCGCAACAACCCUCUACCAUCAGCCACUCCACUUUCGAAGCGUCUCCGGACCUUCACCACUACGCGCCUCGUCUUCUCGACACUCGCCCAGUGAUACCAUCUUCGCCGUCCACCACGGCUUUCACACAGCAAACAUGGCCUUCUCCAUCAGCUGCACCACCAAGGCAAACGCCGCAACCCGUCUUCACGCAGGACUUCGAUCUCUUCCAGCCGACCGCGCCCCAGCCGGCUCCUUCUCGACGGGCUCCAUCGCUCGAUCCGACGCUGCCUCCUUCGUUUAACACCGCAAAUACCGCGGCGUUCCAAGCGAACCACAACCUCAACUCAGCUCAAACGAACGAAAUCGAUACUCGGCUCAACCGUCCUACUACUCGUCCACCCGUGCCUCUCUUCCACUCCAACUCUACCGGAAACCUGGGAAACCAGCAGUAUCAACAACCAAACACUGACAUUACAUCUUUCGCGAUGGGUGGCGGAGGUAAUUCACAUCCACUCUUCUCCCCGGCUUCGUCCUCUCUGACCAUGCCGGCAGACAUCAACGUAGCCUACAACGGCACGUUCGGCGACCUCAGCUCUGCUGGGGACGCCGACCUGUUCAACUUCAAUGGAAGCUAUGAUUUCCAGCUCAUGGACUCCGCGGACAGCUUCACAGCUCCCAACGACGGUUCUGCAAACGCUGGCACCAUUUCUCCAAAGGACUUGCUCAACGAUUCACUACCACCUUCAACAUCUUUUACCAACUUGACCACUCCUGGUUCUACUGUGCUCGAGACUCCCGACGACUACCAGACCUCUCCGCUCUUCAACGACAGCAUGGUUGCUGAGCAGGCCGGUUGGUACUCGCUGUUCCCUGAGGACUCCAACGACGCUCCUGCCGCACCACUGAUGAAGCGGUCGUCUUCGAGCCAGAUCAUAGUCCAUCCGGGCGGAGAGUCCAACCACCGCAAGCGCAGCUCGACCGCUGCCUCGCCUACCUUUAGCCCUGUAGUCAAGCACUCGCAGGUUGCUGGUGUUGGUGCUCGCAAGCGUGACAAGCCACUGCCACCUAUUGUUGUCGACGAGGCCGAUCCCAUCGCCUUGAAGCGUGCGCGAAAUACCGCCGCCGCUCGUAAGUCGCGUGCGAAGAAAGUGGCGGAGCGCGACGACCUUGAGACCACGAUUGCCGAUCUACAGGCACAGGUUGACUUCUGGAAGACAAAGGCUCACGAAUUCGGCUACACCGAGUAA